AAUCCCUCGAACUUGUACCCAAAAAGGAACAAGAUGGGUAUCAAUUUCUUCCACUGCCAGCUCCAAAGGCCAUCUUCUAACCGAGAAGCAAUGACGCAUGACAGACCAUGGGCCACGCUCCAAGAUCUUCCUUGCCAUAUCCUCAUCCUGGACAGAGAUGGCAAACAGGUUUUCACGUAUCCAGGGUGAGCUAGCUCUAGCAUUUGGUGAGUUACUUGGGAAGCUAUGGGCGCCUGGACGAACACCGGUUGCUCCUCGACCUUUUAAAACAAAACUUGCUCGUUUUGCACCUCAGUUUAGUGGUCACAAUCAGCACGAUUCUCAGGAGCUUUUGGCAUUUUUGCUAGAUGGUCUUCAUGAAGAUCUGAAUCGUGUGAAACACAAACCAUAUGUAAAUUUUAGAGAUGCUGAUGUCCGGCCUGAUGAAGACGUAGCUGAUGAGUAUUUGGCAAACCACAUUGCUCGUAAUGAUUCUAUAAUUGUUGAUGUCUGCCAAGUGGCGGACAAUUUCUAUAGACCCAAUUUGAAGAAAGCAGCUCUUGCCAGGGUGAAUGUUGGUCACAGGAGUCUCAAGGUCUCCAAGUUUGGUGUCAAGAAGAGGAAUAGGCAGGUUGUCAAGACCCCUGAAUCAUUGAAAAGAUGUGGCAUCUCUGAAAGCUCAACUUAUGUGCUUGCCGCUUGUUUUAAUUCUUCUUCUGAUGAGAAUACUAGAUUGAACAAAAAGCAGUAGAGAAACUAUCAAUGGAAAAGAGAUUGAAUUGGAGGAGUUGGGAGGUAGAGUAGACCAAGCCCAAGUACAAAAGCACUAUAAGAUAACUAGCGUGGAACUAGGGAUAUCUUCUCUUGCUGAAGCCAUUACUUGAUGGAUUGCCUCUCGUGAUGCCUUGUGAGAAGAAUGAGGUUCAUGUUCUGGGAAUUUAGAGCUUCAUUUGAAGGUGGCCAAGGAAACAGAAAACCUGUAGCUUACUAGUCUUGUUUUAGCAAUUUCAAUUGUCUAGUGUAAUACGUAAGUAUACUUGUAGGCAAAGGUGAAAUUUGAAAAACGUGAUUAUGCUACCUAUACCCAACAAUGAACCAAUGACAAAAUUUGCUUGAAAUUGUGGUAUUAGUUUAGUUGUGAGAUUGCUUGUAUGAGAAAAAUUCAAUUGUUGAUCAUUAUUGGUUUCUUGGAUAGUUGUAGACUUACAUAUCUAUUAGUGGGGAAGAUGCGUCAUCUUUCUACUAUGU
Prunus persica (peach) is the source of this 1227-nucleotide messenger RNA. Its product is annotated as ubiquitin carboxyl-terminal hydrolase 5. Bases 98 to 730 code for a protein of 210 amino acids. Gene Ontology annotation, biological process: protein deubiquitination. Gene Ontology annotation, molecular function: cysteine-type deubiquitinase activity. NCBI's taxonomy places the organism in Eukaryota, Viridiplantae, Streptophyta, Magnoliopsida, Rosales, Rosaceae. The transcript is spliced from 7 exons. The record is from RefSeq and is a predicted model, not a curated record.